GCAGCAGUGCAAAGAACCCGAAGAGUCCGUGAAUCGCUGUUGUGGUGUGAUAGAAAAAAAGUGUUUUAUUAAUUAAAACCAUCUUCUCCGUGUGACAGUGGGCGAGAAAAACGUGAUUCAUCGAACGCGUUCGUGCUCCACCCUCCGGACAACGCAUAUUCCAUCUGUAUCCAUUCCCAAACAUACAUGGCUCCAGCUGUUUAUCGCGACUGUGUGGCUUAUCGCACAGCGUAUGAAUGAAUAGUCAAUAUUUAACACUCUUCACCGGGGCAGCGUACGUUCCACUUCGUUCCCCCUGCAUUGCUGCAACAAAUCGCCCAGCCGCCGCCACCUCCCCCCGUCACGCACAUUCACGCGCUGCAUCCGGGUUCGUGCAUUUUUGCCAUUUCGUUUUCCACCCAGCCAAGCUGACGUCAGUGCGUGUCACGAAGGCGACGAGAGAAGACGCGGAGUAAAACCAGCUACCAGGCCCCUGAAAGAAAAGGGUGUGUUUAUUAUAAGAUUACAUACACACGCACAACGUGAAUCAACAUUCCGGGCGUGAAAAGUCCCCCCCUACGCAAAUGAGACGGUACGGUCAUUGUUAGUGCAACGCAGGUCGCGGGGAGGGGAAACCCAGCCGCGAUAAGAAAGUAACAACCAAACAGUGCACGUACCUCCGCCACCCCAAAAGCACCUCAAUCAGCACACCCCAGUUGGGUGUUUGAUUCAAUCCAAUUAGAGCGACGCAAAGCGCGGUCGCUUUUUUAGACGGUGUGAAGUGACUCAAAGGGAGAAGAGAUAGGUGCCAGUGGGUGUGAAACUGGACGUUCCGGGAGUAUAAAAAUCCCCCUUGCUGUUAGACAGUGGAAUUGUUUAAACGCUACCGUUGAUAAUCAAACCAAAUACACAGACACCAUGGAGCACCACGGGACAGACUUUCAUCGGAGCUCGAACUCGCUCGAUUCCGAUUCCAAGUCCAGCUCGCUCAACUCCAAGCACGGCAUGGACACGAUCGUAGCGAACGAAAAUGGGUUCACCUACCUGUCCGGUGAAAACAUGCAGGAUCGGAAAAGUGACGUCUCGUACAUCUGCCCGUACAGUGGGCCGGCCAUCGGGACGCUUACCAUCACCAACUAUCGCCUGCACUUCCGCUCGCAGCCCGCCACGGACAAGGACCCGGUAAUAGUGGUCGACUGUCCGCUGGGCGCCGUGAGCCGCAUCGAAAAGGUCGGUGGAGCAAGCUCGCGCGGUGAAAACUCGUACGGUAUCGAUAUUUUCUGCAAGGACAUGCGUAACCUACGGUUCGCGCACAAGCAGGAAAACCACUCCCGCCGGACGGUGUUCGAGAAGCUGCAGCUGUACGCCUUUCCGCGCGCCAACGAGGGCCAACUGUUCGCGUUCAACUAUCGGGAAAAGUUCACCGAGGACGGGUGGACGGUGUACGAGCCGGUGGCCGAGCUGCGCCGCAUGGGCGUAAACAGUGCGAACAACGAUACGUGGCGCAUAACGCGCCUUAACGAGGGGUACGAAAUUUGUGACAGCUAUCCGUCGGUGUGGGCCGUACCGAAAACGGCCAAGGAUGAUCUGCUGAAGCAGGUGGCCGCAUUUCGAUCGCGCAACCGGCUGCCCGUCCUGUGCUGGAUCCAUCCGAAGUCGCUGGCGACGAUUACGCGCUGCUCGCAGCCACUGGUGGGGGUGGGCGGGAAGCGCAGCGAAGCGGACGAAACGUACAUCAACCUGAUCAUGGAGGCGAACGCGCAGUCGGACAAGCUGUCGAUCAUCGAUGCGCGACCGAGCGCGAACGCGAUCGCGAACAAGGCGAAGGGCGGCGGGUACGAGUCGGAGGAUGCGUACAAGAACGUGGAGCUCACGUUUCUGGACAUCCACAACAUACACGUGAUGCGGGAGAGCUUGCGCAAGCUGAAGGAGAUUUGCUUCCCGGCCAACGACGACCACAAGUGGCUGUCGGCGGUGGAGAGCACGCUCUGGCUGAAGCACAUCAAGUGCAUUUUGAGCGGCGCGGUGAGGAUCGUCGAUCGGAUCGAAAACAUGCGUAUGUCGGUUGUGGUUCACUGCUCGGACGGUUGGGAUCGUACGUCACAGCUGACGGCGUUGUCGAUGCUACUGUUGGACCCUUACUAUCGAACGCUCAAAGGCUUUCAGGUGUUGAUUGAGAAGGAGUGGCUCAGUUUUGGACACAAGUUUGAGCAGCGCAUCGGACACGGCGACAAUCACCAUUCGGAUGCAGACCGUUCGCCCGUCUUUCUGCAGUUCAUCGACUGCGUGUGGCAGAUAUCGAAACAGUUCCCGCACGCGCUAGAGUUCAACGAAUACUUCCUGAUCACGAUCCUCGAUCAUCUGUACUCGUGCCGUUUCGGUACCUUCCUGUACAAUACCGAGCGCGAGCGGGUCGCAAAUGAUCUCAAAAACCGUACCGUCUCGCUGUGGUCGUUCAUCAACUCUUCGCACGAAGAGUACCGCAACCCGCUGUACGGUGGGCUGAGCAACUAUCUUAGCUCGAUGCCGGUACAAACGGUGCUGCGGCCGGUCGUCAGCAUGCGCCACAUUCGGCUCUGGAAGGGCCUAUACUGCCGGUGGAAUCCGAGCAUGCGGCAGCAGGAUCCGAUCUAUCAGCGUACGCGCGAACUGUUGGCACUGCAGGCGGAGCUAAUGAAGCAGCUGGAGGACUGUCGAACGGAGCGUGUGCUAAAUUGAGCUGGCCCAAGCUCAGUCAAUGCUUUAUACAAACACACACUCGUCCCCAAAAAUUAACAGCCGCGUGUCCUUGUGUAGACUGGGGGAAGGUUGUUGUUGUUGUUUUUUUCCUCUUUUUUUGGCGAACAAACAUACAAAACAUGAAGCAAAACUAACAAACAAACAAAAAAACGGAAGGUAUUUAACUAUUGGUUUUAAGCAAACAAUCGAAGCAAACAACAAAACAAAACAAAACUCACACAAACAUUGUAUUUCGUUUCGUGGUAACAUCUUGUGUUGUAACAGUGCUGUAUUAUUAAUAAAUCAAAAGUGUCUAUUAUUCAGUA
Anopheles arabiensis is the source of this 3023-nucleotide messenger RNA. It is a transcript of the gene mtm, whose product is annotated as myotubularin-related protein 2. The record is from RefSeq and is a predicted model, not a curated record. Lineage: Eukaryota; Metazoa; Arthropoda; Insecta; Diptera; Culicidae. Gene Ontology annotation, biological process: dephosphorylation. The coding region runs from base 898 to 2697 and encodes 599 amino acids. Gene Ontology annotation, molecular function: phosphatidylinositol-3,5-bisphosphate 3-phosphatase activity. The transcript has 5 exons.